CUCCCCUUUCACUGCUUGGACUGCUCCAUUUCGCAUCUGAAAAUAUCUGAUAGUUGGAGAAGAGUUCUUCAUGUCAGGGACUGCUGUAGCCUCAGCACAAAGAGUACUGUAGCUCCUGGAUCACAUAAGUUAAGCAAAUGGAUGAGAAAGAGUUGAGUGAUCCCCUGAAUAAUGUAUCACUGAUUAAAGAUGAUCUGACAAGGUCAAACAUGGGGUCCUCUGGUGACUCAGAAAAAAUUAUCCAGCGUUUGAAUGAUGAACUUCGAGAAGCCCAGGACGUAGCUAAUACUGAGAAACACAAAUGCAUGGAGCUACAAGGUAUCCUGGAGGAAGAGAGAAAGGAAAAUAAACAACAAGCUGAUGAAUCUGCAAAACAGAUAAAGCUUCUUCAAGGCCAGCUGCGGCAGCUCCAAGAUGAAAUGGGCAUUCUCAGAGAGCAGAUAGACGUUUCCUCCAGUUCACGCGACGAGCUACAAAGUGCACGUGAUGAAGUGAAGUCACUGAAACGUGCCCUGGAGUCAGCCACUGCUGAGCGGGACCGUGAUGUCUCUGCUAUCCAGACUAACCUGGCAACCGUCUCGACGGAUCUGGACAAGUGGCGUCAGACUGCCAACAAAUACGAGCAUGAGAUUGACAACCUACAGCGUGACCUUCAGCAGCAGAGCAAGCAGUGGCAAAAAACUGCAGAGAUACAAGCUAGUGAGCUGCAGUCCAUGCAGGUGGAGUGUAAUGGCCUUCAGAAGGAAUGUUCUGUCCUGCGAUCUGAGAAACAGGACAUUGUGAAUAAGCACCAGAAGGAAAGGGGCAGUCUGCAAAGUGAAUGUGCUUCCCUCAGGGCUGAGAAGGAGGAACUCCUCAAGACUUACCAGAAAGACAAGGGCAACCUGCAGAGUGAAUGUGCAGCACUGCGCUCUGAGAAAGAGGCAGUGCUGCAGAAGCAGCAGCAGCUGGAGAAGGACCUUUCCAGUUCACGUGCCCAGAAUGCUGAACUGAGCAACAGCCUCAAAGCCCUAGAGAGAUCCCAGCAGGAGCUGGAGAAGAGGCUCGCAUCCCUGCAGCUCCAGCACCAGCAGGAUAGCACCAAGUUGCAAACCCAACUGGAUGAGGCAGACAGUCGCAGCAAGGCUCUGCAGAGAGAGUAUGAGGAGGCUAAGACAGAGUUGUCAGACCUAAAGGAAAAAUAUGAGAAGACUGAGCAGGAGAAACAGUUGCUCACAGAUGAACUUGAGGGAUGCAAAGCUAACAUGAAGGAAUUACAGGAGAAAGGAACAAAGAAACCGUGGAUGAUCUGGGGACCUGUGGUUGCUGUGGCUCUAACAGCUGUGACUGCUGCUGUGCUCUUCAGGACCUGAGGGCAACUCAUUCAAACAAACACAAAUAAAUCCGUAUUUGUCAUCAGAUUUGUCCGCACUGAAACUGAAAAACUUGCCCCCUUAUCAUAUCUGCACUAUUAAUUAGGAGGGCUCAUACUUAACACUGUUUAGUUUUAAAGAUGCUCUAUUUUAGAUGGCAGAGACGUUAAUAAAAGAAUGUCAGUUCUGUGUGCAAAUGAAUAUGUUUGUUUGUAUGUCUGUUCUGUGAAGCAGGGGUCAUGUCAUGUGGGUCAUUUCUUUUCGGUUGCUAUUUUGACUUAUUGUCCAUUAAUGAAUGUAAAGAUACUCUUCACACUUAAUUAAUUCUAAAUAUAUAUGAGGAUAUUUUGGGGGUUUGAACCUCCCCAAAUGUAACACAUCUCUGUAAUUGUCAGAAUAAUAAAUAUUAUCACAAUAAUGCAGCCCCUAAUCGAGUGCAAGUUGAAUGCCCUAGAUAUAUAACAAUACAUCAGUGGAUGGUUGUGGUGGGCACUGCUAAGUAGGAAUUUACAUUGUAGUUUCUCAACAGAGCGUCAUUAACAGAAUCACAGCAACUCGCCCUGAGAGCCAUUUCCAUCACUGACAGGAUCUUGUUCAGAACUGCACUAUCCAUCUCUUGUGUGUUUGUCUUCUACUUUCCUUCGGCCUUCUGCUUUUCAUUGAAUAUGCAUGAUGAUAAAAUAUUGAAUUUAUUUAGGACACUUUUUUGUCUCUGCACCAGUUGCCAGCCUCUCAAAUUCAGUUGACAUCUCAGCAUUGCCUACUAUUUCUCAACAGAGGAGGAUAAAACGAAGAAUUUAUUACCCAACCUAACUUAUUACCCAAUACUGAAAACAUGGACAAGGUUAAGUUAGGUGCCACAGACAAAUUAUUGAACAUGGCAAUCAAACAUAGACUGCAAUAUAACACAACACUACAUUAUUUAAAUGCAUGGUAUUCUGUGAUAUUGUGUCACAUCUUACCAGUAGUGACCACAGGAAACUGGUGUGAUACUUUAAAUGUCAUGGUUUUUGAAACUGAUAUUACACUCAUCUGAACUUGUAAACAAGCCCAAACAUUGAUUUGGUAUUCAUUCAGUUUUCUGUUGGUUAAAUGUUUGCAUGCAUUAUGAGUUUGUGAAAAAUCUCAAAUGUUAUCAUUGAAUAUAUCUACUAAGUUGCUGUGUUUAUGGUAAUUUUGACUUUGUUUGAUUCCCUGUAAAUAAGUACAAAAUCUAUGUAUUUUGUAAAGAGAUGGAAAGGUAUAGUUUCUUGGAUUUAAAGUUUAUGAAUAAUUGCUCUAAAAUGUAAGAGUGACGUCAAUUAAAGAUC
Messenger RNA from Seriola dumerili (greater amberjack), 2662 nucleotides. It is a transcript of the gene slmapb, whose product is annotated as sarcolemmal membrane-associated protein-like. Gene Ontology annotation, biological process: regulation of voltage-gated sodium channel activity; protein localization to plasma membrane; regulation of membrane depolarization during cardiac muscle cell action potential. Lineage: Eukaryota; Metazoa; Chordata; Actinopteri; Carangiformes; Carangidae. The record is from RefSeq and is a predicted model, not a curated record. The transcript has 9 exons. The coding region runs from base 138 to 1352 and encodes 404 amino acids.